CGUUUCUUACCUCGGCCCAUCUCUGGCAAUACUCAAGAGCUUAUACCUAGCAAUGUUCCAGAGGACCACUUAAAAGAGCCUGAUAAGUCUAGCCACAGCGACGAGCAGGAGCCGCUGGUUUACGGAGAUGCUCUGUCACAAGCCUACAUCAACCACCACCAUUUGGCGCUUGGGGUGCGGCAGCGGCUGCUGGCAGCACAGCGCCGCGAGGUCGAGUCUGCAGUCCGCAGUGCAGUUGACACCCCGCCACCCUGCCCGCGGUGCUCAACAGCAGGCAGCCCAGCAGGCUGCCAAAGGUGCCCCGUAACCAUCGUCAUGUGGGAUCAGGCUAUCAGCGUGGAGGUCCCACUGUUCUGGUGCCAGGACUGCAGCUCAAACUACAGCAUCCAGCCCACCGUAGUUGACUGCCUGCCAGACAACCGCACCUUCUGGGAUGUGAGCCGCCGGAUCGGCGACAACGCCGUGCUGUGGUGGCACCGGACCGUCCUGCAGCAGUACCACCAGCUGACUUGCCUCUUGAGGCGUGUCAGCGCUGAUGGGUUCUGUGCAGCCAUGCUUUCCAACUGGGAGAAAAACGGUGUGCCCUGCCCCUCGUCCGUGCCAGUCAGCUCUCUCCGGAAGCGCAUGCACCUUGCACAGCUUGCGUACGCUCACCUGCAGAGCCUCUAAACAGACUUUCCUGAAGGCCUCCCAGGCUGCAGGGCCAGCAGGGGCGCUGAGCUCGCGCCCUAGCUGUGGUGACAGCAUCUCCUGCAGCUGCCCUUUCCAGCGGGUUGCGGCAGGUGGCAGGGGCGGCGCAGCACCUGCUGUUGCGUUACCAACAGCAGCAGCAGCGGGAUUGAAUGACGCUGCUGCUGGCGGCGCUGGAAGUGGCGGGGACGGGGUGGGCGCAGCAGCAGCCACACCCGGGCCUGUUGACGCCAGCCAUCAGCAGGAACGCAAUGAGUCCUCUUGAUGCAUGAUUCCAUUCGGCGCCAUCUUGAGGGUUCCAUACAUGACGCAUUCAUAAGGCAUUGUGUCGCAUUCAGCAAAACGCAUCGUGGGAAGGUUGGUGGGUCGGGUUGAGAGUACAGCAGCGAGGACAACGUGUGAAGUGGCUUGGCUUUGGUUGCUUGGGGGUUCACGGUUGGAGGAGAGGUGAAAGGGAGGGCCCUGAAUUAUGUCCCUAUCGCGGGGUGGGGUUAGGUGGCAAUAGCGAUCCUACCUUCCUGCUCGAAAUAUUGGUAAGGGUAAAUAGGUAACCGGGGCAGCGUUUAGCAUUUCAGGUAAAAGGCACGGUUUGUUUGGCAGCCGGGAGGGGCCCUGGGGGACGCAGUGAGUUUUGAUGAACGCGAGUACGUUGGUGGCUUUUGAUUUCGCUUAAUGAUAGCUAACGUCGCAUUACUUAGCCGAAGCUACCCUUCCACCAGUCAGGCAUAACGCAUCGUCGCCACCCCAUACGAUGCGACGCAACGCGACUUUCACCUCAGGGAUCACCAAGUGAC
This is a messenger RNA of Astrephomene gubernaculifera, 1484 nucleotides long. NCBI's taxonomy places the organism in Eukaryota, Viridiplantae, Chlorophyta, Chlorophyceae, Chlamydomonadales, Astrephomenaceae. The record is from the annotation of a GenBank genome assembly.